AUGACUUCCUUCACGCAGAUGCUGCUGGCCGCGGCAGUUUUGCUGCAGCAGCAGCAGUGGGUGCAGCACUUUUCCUGCAACGCCCUAUCCUUUCACCGGGACCCGUCGGCAGCAGCAGCAACUGCUGCGGCAGCUGCUACUCUAGCUGCGACAAUGCAGCUGCCUAGCAUAGAUCUGCUGGCAAAGCCACGGCACUGCCCUUCAGUGGGGCCGCAGCAGCAGCAGCAGCGGCUGCAGAAGCAGAGGCGCAGCUCAGCAGCAUUCAUAGGGCCCCACGCUGCUGCAGCUCCACUGCAGCACGCAGCUCCUUCCGCGUAUUUUUCUGGUGCAGCUAUUCCAGCAGCAGCAGCAGCAAAUGCAAGUACAGUGAAACUGAUAGGACCGACCCCAGCAGCACUAGCAGCGGCGCCUGCAGCAGCAGCAGCAGCAGCAGGAGCAGCAGCAGCUGAGUUACCUUUUAGGAUAGGGCACGGCUACGACUUGCACCGACUGUCUAGUGAUCCCAAGGAGAUGACAGGUCCUCUCAUACUAUCGGGCGUUUCCUUUGCCCCAGAAGCUCCAGCAGCAGCAGAGUCAGCAGAGGCGAAGCAGCAACAGCCGGAAGCAACUGCAGCAGCAGCAGAAGGCGCUGCUGGGGAGGUUCAAAGGGGGCACCGCUUCAUCUCAGUUGCUUCCUCGGGCAUUAGGCGUCUGCUGCAGUACGGUGCAUCCGUGGCCAGCAGCAUCAGCAGCAGCAGCAGCAGCAGCCGCAGCAGCAACAGCUACUUGGGCGUCGUAGCGCACUCAGAUGGGGACGUGGUGCUGCAUGCGGCAGCUGACGCUGUAUUUGCUGCAGCAGGUGCUGCGGACAUUGGGCAGCAGUUCCCUGACACUGCAGCAGAAAACAAAGGCCGGAACUCUCGAGAGUUUGUUGCUGCAGCAGUAGCAGCUGCUGCUGCAGCAGGGUACACAGUGGCGCAGAUGGACGUCACGCUAAUGCUGCAGCGCCCCCGCAUCAGCAGCAAGAAGCAGCAAAUGAUAGACACACUUGCUGCUGCUCUGGGCAUCAGCAGCAGCAGAGUUUCCCUUAAAGCCAAGACGGGGGAAGGCGUGGGACCUGUUGGCCGCGGCGAGGCGGUGGAGUGCCACGCGGUGGCGCUGCUGCAGCGGCAGGUUACAGGCGCAGCCCCUGAUGCAGCAGCAGCAGCAGCAGAAGCGGCUGCAGACUGA
Molecule: messenger RNA, 1209 nt
Organism: Eimeria necatrix
Lineage: Eukaryota; Apicomplexa; Conoidasida; Eucoccidiorida; Eimeriidae
Product: 2C-methyl-D-erythritol 2,4-cyclodiphosphate synthase domain-containing protein, putative
Exons: 2
Coding region: 1-1209 (402 amino acids)
Biological process (GO): terpenoid biosynthetic process
Molecular function (GO): 2-C-methyl-D-erythritol 2,4-cyclodiphosphate synthase activity
Source: RefSeq, a predicted model, not a curated record